GCACCACCAGUCGUCCAUCAGGCCCUGCUCGCCUGCCCUGCCGCCAUGUCCCUGCCCCUGUCAGACCAUGACAAACGGAAGCAGAUCAGCGUGCGGGGCCUGGCUGGCGUGGAGAACGUGGCCGAUCUGAAAAAGAACUUCAACCGGCACUUACACUUCACGCUGGUCAAGGACCGCAAUGUGGCCACGCCCCGAGACUACUACUUCGCGCUGGCCCACACCGUGCGAGACCACCUGGUGGGGCGCUGGAUCCGCACGCAGCAGCACUACUACGAGAAGGACCCCAAGAGAGUCUACUACCUGUCGCUGGAGUUCUACAUGGGACGGACGCUUCAAAACACCAUGGUGAACCUGGCCCUGGAGAAUGCCUGUGACGAGGCCACCUACCAGCUGGGCCUGGACAUGGAAGAGCUGGAGGAAAUCGAGGAGGACGCGGGGCUGGGCAAUGGGGGCCUGGGCCGGCUGGCAGCCUGCUUUCUGGACUCCAUGGCGACGCUGGGCCUAGCUGCUUACGGCUACGGGAUCCGCUAUGAGUUUGGGAUUUUUAACCAGAAGAUCUCCGGGGGCUGGCAGAUGGAAGAGGCUGAUGACUGGCUUCGCUACGGCAACCCCUGGGAGAAGGCGCGACCCGAGUUCAUGCUGCCUGUCCACUUCUACGGCAGAGUGGAGCACACCAGCCAGGGGACCCAGUGGGUGGACACACAGGUGGUACUGGCCAUGCCGUAUGACACUCCCGUGCCUGGCUAUCGCAACAACAUCGUCAACACCAUGCGCCUCUGGUCAGCCAAGGCCCCUAAUGAUUUCAACCUCAAGGACUUUAACGUUGGUGGCUACAUCCAGGCUGUGCUGGACCGAAACUUGGCUGAGAACAUCUCUCGUGUCCUAUACCCCAAUGACAAUUUCUUUGAAGGGAAGGAGCUGCGGCUGAAGCAGGAGUACUUUGUGGUGGCGGCCACGCUCCAGGACAUCAUCCGACGCUUCAAGUCCUCGAAGUUCGGCUGCCGAGACCCAGUGCGAACCAGUUUCGAUGCCUUCCCUGAUAAGGUGGCCAUCCAGCUCAAUGACACCCACCCGUCCUUGGCCAUCCCCGAGCUGAUGAGGAUUCUGGUGGACGUGGAGCGGCUGGACUGGGACAAGGCAUGGGAAGUGACCGUGAAGACCUGCGCCUAUACCAACCACACGGUGCUGCCCGAGGCGCUGGAGCGCUGGCCCGUGCACCUGAUGGAGACGCUGCUGCCCAGGCACCUGCAGAUCAUCUAUGAGAUCAACCAGCGCUUCCUGAACCGGGUGGCAGCCGCGUUCCCAGGGGACGUCGACCGGCUGCGGCGCAUGUCGCUGGUGGAGGAGGGCGCAGUGAAGCGCAUCAACAUGGCACACCUGUGCAUCGCCGGCUCGCACGCCGUCAACGGCGUGGCUCGCAUCCACUCGGACAUCCUCAAGAAGACCAUCUUCAAGGAGUUCUACGAGCUGGAGCCGCAUAAGUUCCAGAACAAGACCAACGGCAUCACCCCUCGGCGCUGGCUGGUCCUUUGUAACCCCGGCCUGGCCGAGGUCAUUGCCGAGCGCAUCGGGGAGGACUACAUCUCUGACCUGGACCAGCUGCGUAAGCUGCUCUCCUAUGUGGACGACGAGGCCUUUAUCCGGGACGUGGCCAAAGUCAAGCAGGAAAACAAGCUGAAGUUCUCGGCAUACCUGGAGAAGGAAUACAAAGUCCAGAUCAACCCCAACUCGCUCUUCGAUGUCCAGGUGAAGCGGAUUCAUGAAUAUAAACGCCAGCUCCUUAACUGCCUUCACAUCAUCACACUGUACAACCGCAUCAAGAAGGAGCCCAAUAAGUAUUUUGUGCCUCGCACCGUGAUGAUUGGCGGGAAGGCUGCUCCUGGGUACCACAUGGCCAAGAUGAUCAUCAAACUCAUCACGGCCAUUGGAGAUGUGGUCAACCACGACCCGGUGGUGGGAGACCGCCUUCGAGUGAUCUUCCUGGAGAACUACCGGGUCUCCUUGGCUGAGAAAGUGAUCCCGGCCUCUGACCUCUCCGAGCAGAUCUCCACCGCGGGCACGGAGGCUUCGGGCACUGGCAACAUGAAGUUUAUGCUCAACGGGGCUCUGACCAUUGGCACCAUGGACGGGGCCAACGUGGAGAUGGCAGAAGAGGCGGGCGAGGAGAACUUCUUCAUCUUUGGCAUGCGGGUGGAGGAUGUGGACAAGCUUGACCAGACAGGGUACAAUGCUCAGGAGUACUAUGACCGCAUUCCCGAGCUCCGGCAGGUAAUUGAGCAGCUGAGCAGCGGCUUCUUCUCCCCCAAACAGCCGGACCUGUUCAAGGACAUCGUCAACAUGCUCAUGCACCAUGACCGGUUCAAAGUCUUUGCGGAUUACGAAGCCUACAUUAAGUGCCAGGAGAAAGUCAGUGCGCUGUACAAGAACCCUAGAGAAUGGACAAGGAUGGUGAUUCGGAACAUAGCCACCUCCGGGAAGUUCUCCAGCGACCGCACCAUCACCCAGUAUGCCAGGGAGAUCUGGGGGAUCGAACCUUCUCGCCAGCGCCUGCCGGCCCCUGAUGAGGCCAUCUGAGCACCCCUCCCCCUUCCCUACCCCACCCCAGUUGGUGGCUCCAGCUCCUUGUUCAGAGGGUGGUGGCCUGACUCUUAACCUUCUUCCCGGAACCCCCCCCUCCCUUCACUGAGGCCUCAGUGGCCUCCAUCCCGCCCUUGGGCGCAGCCCCCCUGUUUAUGGGGUCUGCCCAACGGCACCCACUCCCCAAUAAAACAAUUCUCCCGA
This is a messenger RNA of Echinops telfairi (small Madagascar hedgehog), 2781 nucleotides long. It is a transcript of the gene PYGM, whose product is annotated as glycogen phosphorylase, muscle associated. The transcript has 20 exons. Gene Ontology annotation, molecular function: pyridoxal phosphate binding; glycogen phosphorylase activity. Gene Ontology annotation, cellular component: cytoplasm. Gene Ontology annotation, biological process: glycogen catabolic process. Bases 46 to 2574 code for a protein of 842 amino acids. Lineage: Eukaryota; Metazoa; Chordata; Mammalia; Afrosoricida; Tenrecidae. The record is from RefSeq and is a predicted model, not a curated record.